ACUUUUUUUUUUCAAAGAAUAGACCAGUCUUAAUCAAAAAGCAAACCACAAUGUCCCCACUCAUAAAAGUUGUGCAAAACAUGCAUUCCCCCAGACAGAAAACUCUCAUUGCAUUACGCCAACAGCAAUGAUAACCUCAGUGAAGGUUCCUUCAUGGUCUUUAUCAUCUCACUGAUAUCAUUAAACCACACACAACUUCUCUCUCUCUCUCUCUCAUCCAAUGCAAUCAUCAAACAACCAGUAAAACUCCUCCCUCUUUCUCUCUCUCUCUCGUCCAAUGCAAUCAGCAAACAACUUGUAAAACUCCUCCCUCUUUCUGAAUGAAAAACACUCCUCUCUCUCUAGUAAAAUCCUCCCUCUUUUCUGUAUAAAAAACAUUCCUCUCUCUCUCUCUCUCUCUCUCACACACACACACACACAUCCAAUGCAAUCAUCAAACAACUUGUAAAACUCUUUCCUCUUUCUGAUUAAUAAACUCUCUCUCUCUCUCUCUCUCUCUCUGUCAUCCAAUCCAAAGAAACCACCUAAAGCCAAAACACACUCAAGAUGGUAGCAGUAUUCAACAAAGAGCUACUAAGCUGGUACCUUAUCACCCUGAAACUCAAAGAAACAGUUGAAGCCGGGCCUUCCAAAUCCCAACCCUCCACUCCCACUCCUUCUACUCAACAACCCCAUCCCCCUCCUCCUCCUCUCCUCCUCCUCCCCCAAUCUCCAUCCCAAGAAACCCAACACAACAAUGACACCACCACCUUCCCUCCAAACGAACCAAAUCCCAGUCCCACUCCCAAAGACUCAUGGCUCAUCUCCAUCCAAGAAAACCUCACUCAAGCCCAACUCUAUGACUCCUCCUCCUGGUCCAAACACUCCAUCUACCGUGUCCCCAAAUCCCUCCGCGACGGCGACGACAAAUCCUACGUCCCCCAGCUCGUCAGCAUUGGUCCUUACCACCACUCCAAGCGUCGUUUUCGUGAAAUGGACCGCCACAAAUGGCGUUCCCUCCACCACGUCCUCCGCCGCACUUCCCACUCCAUCAACCUCUACCUCAACUCUCUCCACCCUCUUGAAGACCGGGCUCGAUCCUGCUACGACUCCCCCAUCCCACUCUCUUCCCCUGAUUUCCUCCUCAUGCUCCUCCUCGACGGCUGCUUCCUUCUCGAACUCUUCCGUGGCUCCGCCGGCGAAGGCUUCAAGUCCCUCGGUUACUCCCGCCACGACCCCAUCUUCGCCAUGCGCGGCACAAUGCACUCCCUCCAGCGUGACAUGAUCAUGCUUGAGAACCAAAUCCCACUCUUCAUCCUCGACCGUCUCUAUGGACUCCAGCUCAACCAACCCGACCAAACCGGCCUCGUCGCCCGCCUCGCCAUCUGCUUCUUCGACCCGCUCAUCCCCACUGACGAACCUCUCCGCUCCCGCGACCGCUCCAAGCUUGAGCUCGAUCCUGCCUUCGACCCUUUAUCUGACACCGGCCUGCAUUGUCUCGACGUCUUCCGGCAAAGCUUGCUUCGCACUGGUAUCCAACCUGCACCGCGCCCGUGGCUCAAACGGUGGUCCAACAAUCGCCGCUGCGUCGCCGAUAAGCGCCGGCAACAACUCAUACAUUGCGUCAGUGAACUCCGGGAGGCUGGUGUCAAGUUCAAGAAACGCAAGACUGACCGAUUCUGGGACAUUAAGUUCCACAAUGGAGUGCUGAAGAUCCCACGCUUGCUUAUCCAUGAUGGCACUAGAUCCUUGUUCCUUAAUCUCAUAGCUUUUGAACAAUGCCAUAUGGACAGCAAGAAAGACAUUACAUCCUAUGUUGUUUUCAUGGACAAUCUUAUCAACUCUGCGGAUGAUGUUGGUUACCUGCAUUAUUGCGGCAUUAUUGAGCACUGGCUCGGGAACGACGAUGAAGUCGCCGAGCUUUUCAAUAAGCUUUGUCAGGAGGUAGUGUUCGACAUCAAUGAUAGUUACCUCUCCGGGUUAUCGGAGCAGGUUAAUCGGUAUUAUAAUCAUAGGUGGAAUGCUUGGAGGGCGAGCUUGAAGCAUAACUACUUCAGUAAUCCUUGGGCUAUCAUCUCCCUUGUUGCUGCUGUUGUUCUGCUUGUGCUUACCUUUGCGCAGACAUUUUACAGUGUCUAUGGCUAUUACUGGCCUCGUUCAUGACUACAGAGUACAGAUACUGAGGUUUCAUGAUACAUGUUCUCAUUGAUACAUAGAGCAAGAUGUGCAAGCUACCACUAUGACAGCUUAAAGAAGUUUCAACAAGUUACAAUGACAUGGCUGACAUGGAUGCCUUCCUACUUCAGGAAGCUAACGGUGACAACCAAACUAGGACAAUAAUCUACGAUGUUCCUUGAAAAUAAAGCAAGCAUGUUGCAAUUAUAUGUCACUCCUUUCUGAUCUAUUUUCAUAAUUUCAAUAGGACCUAUUACAAUCUCAAUCACAGAUGUUGCCAUUACCAUUACUCAAAAUGAUAGUGAUAUAAAUUUUACUGGAUGUCACUAUGGUGUCACAUAGAGAGUUCGUCAACUUUAGUCUAGCAUUUGUUCUUACGCAAGCAACUACCUUGUGCAUUAAGAUCCUACAGACAAAUACUUCACACUUAUUUCAUCAAAAUCAACAUCCGCAGAAAAUGAUGGUGAUAACUUUAACCAGGAAGAACAGUAUUAAAACCAUAGAGAAUUUAUUAUUUAAGUUCAACAUUUGUUGAUAUGCAGACACCACACAACAUCUUAAGGAUUUCAUUUGAUAUAUACUGUUUUCAAAAGUAAACCUUGCUAAACCACUCAUGUUUUCAUUCUGAUAUCUUUGCUAACAAAUCCAAGUUACACAAUUGCCAUAAAUUGAGCCUGUUAACUGACUGUAAUACUGCAUUCUGAUCAGAUUUGAUUGCUCAUUCUUUUUGAGGAUUCCACUGAUAACAA
Messenger RNA from Dioscorea cayenensis subsp. rotundata (Guinea yam), 2903 nucleotides. RefSeq names its product UPF0481 protein At3g47200-like. Lineage: Eukaryota; Viridiplantae; Streptophyta; Magnoliopsida; Dioscoreales; Dioscoreaceae. The record is from RefSeq and is a predicted model, not a curated record.